GAGAUGCCAGGAGAAAACCUCACCACCUGGAGCUUUUUCUUCCUGGAGGGUUUCUCUAAAUACCCGAAGUUGGAGAUCGUUCUCUUCGUCUUCAGCCUUGUGAUGUAUCUGGUCACCCUCUUGGGAAACAGCACUCUUAUUUUAAUCACCAUCCUGGAUUCCCGCCUUCAAACCCCCAUGUACUUUUUCCUUGGGAACCUCUCUUUCAUGGAUAUCUGUUACACAUCUGCCUCUAUUCCCACUUUGCUGGUGAACCUGCUGUCAUCCCGGAAAACCAUUGUCUUUUCUGGGUGUGCUGUACAGAUGUAUCUGUCCCUUGCCAUGGGCUCCACGGAGUGCGUGCUCCUGGCCGUGAUGGCGUAUGACCGCUACGUGGCCAUUUGCAACCCCCUGAAAUACCCCCUCCUCGUGAACAGGCAGGUCUGUGUGCAGCUGGCCACCGUGUCCUGGGUGACCGGCUGCCUGACCGCCCUGCUGGAAACCGGUUUUGCUCUGCGGAUGCCCCUGUGCGGGAAUCUCAUCGACCACUUCACCUGCGAGAUCCUGGCGGUGCUGAAGUUGGCCUGCGCCAGUUCCCUGCUCAUGGACAUGACCAUGCUGGCGGUCAGCGUGCUCCUCCUGCCCAUCCCAAUGCUCUUAAUUUGCAUCUCUUAUGUCUUCAUCCUGUCCACGAUUCUGAGAAUCAGCUCCGCAGAGGGGAGAAACAAGGCGUUUUCUACCUGCGGGGCCCACUUGACGGUGGUGGUCUUGUAUUACGGGGCCGCCCUCUCCAUGUACCUAAAGCCUUCUUCGUCCGGCUCCCAGCAGAUAGAUAAAAUCAUCUCUUUGCUGUAUGGCGUGCUCACCCCUAUGUUGAACCCCAUAAUUUACAGUUUAAGAAACAAGGAAGUCAAAGAUGCUAUGAAAAAGCUGCAGGACAAAAUAUCAUCGCAUCAAACACAUGAAAGGAUCUGACUGGGGUCCUUCCAUGUGUA
Myotis brandtii (Brandt's bat) is the source of this 974-nucleotide messenger RNA. Its product is annotated as olfactory receptor 2K2. The coding region runs from base 4 to 954 and encodes 316 amino acids. Gene Ontology annotation, cellular component: membrane. NCBI's taxonomy places the organism in Eukaryota, Metazoa, Chordata, Mammalia, Chiroptera, Vespertilionidae. Gene Ontology annotation, biological process: G protein-coupled receptor signaling pathway. Gene Ontology annotation, molecular function: G protein-coupled receptor activity; olfactory receptor activity. The record is from RefSeq and is a predicted model, not a curated record. The transcript has a single exon.